Messenger RNA from Jatropha curcas, 1230 nucleotides. It is a transcript of the gene PAHX, whose product is annotated as phytanoyl-CoA dioxygenase (PhyH) family protein. NCBI's taxonomy places the organism in Eukaryota, Viridiplantae, Streptophyta, Magnoliopsida, Malpighiales, Euphorbiaceae. Gene Ontology annotation, molecular function: phytanoyl-CoA dioxygenase activity. The record is from RefSeq and is a predicted model, not a curated record.
GGUUCUUUUAUCUUAAUAGAAGCUUUGAAAUGAAAUAGCGGCUGGUCAACACCAUCUCUAUCUUCAACUCAAGUACCGAAAAGAGGGAACCAAAGCCAUGGGGAUAACCCGAAGCCUCACGUCCGAUCAGCUUCAGUCCUUUAAUGCUCAAGGUUACCUUGUGAUUGAAUCGUUUGCAAACGCCGAAGAAAUCGAUGCCUUAAUGAAGAGAAUGGAUCAAUUGCUUGAUGAUUUUGAUUGCUCCACGGCCUCAAUUUUCUCCACCAAGAACCAGCAACAAUUAACUGAUGACUACUUCUAUGAAAGCGCUGAAAAGAUUUCUUUUUUCUUCGAAGAGAAAGCAUUUGGUGAUGAUGGAAACUUACAGCAACCAAAGCACCUCUCUAUUAAUAAAGUUGGCCAUGCCCUGCACGAGCUUGACCCAGAAUUUAAAAGUUUCUCUAGCUCUGAGAAAUUUUUAAGCAUGUUAUUCUCCUUGGGUUACAAGAGGCCGGUAGUUAUUCAGUCUAUGUAUAUUUUUAAGCAACCAGGUAUCGGAGGUGAAGUAGUGCCUCACCAGGAUAACUCAUUUCUAUAUACUGAACCACCAACUUGCACAGGGCUGUGGUUGGCCCUGGAAGAUGCAACAACAGUAAAUGGUUGUCUCUGGGCCGUUCCUGGAUCCCAUAAAAAUGGUCUAGUGAGAAGGUUUAUUAGAGGUGAACAGGGGGUCUACUUUGAUCGGCCUUCCCCUUCUUAUGAGCUAAAGGAUUUUGUGCCUAUUGAAGUAAAAGCUGGUUCUUUGGUCAUUAUUCAUGGUGAUCUUAUUCAUCAAAGUUUUGAGAAUCGGUCCCCAAAAUCAAGGCAUGCCUACAGCUUGCAUGUCGUGGAUACUGAUGGCUGCAAAUGGGCACAAGACAAUUGGAUUAGAAGAAAAGUGGAGCCAGAACCUCUCUAUGCAUCUUGAUCUCCUCUGGCAGAUUCAAAAGAUCAGUUUUUAUAAAAUGGAUGCUGUGGCAUGUGCACCUCAAGCAAGACUGUAUUUUUCUCAGUUGUAACCUUUGAAAUUGGUCAUAUGUUAAAUGUUCCUCCGUUUCAUGUAUAUCACAAAUAAUAAUAAAAAGCUGUUAUCAGCACUAUAAUGUUAUAAUUAUAACAGUUCGUCUUUGUUACCAGAAUUAGGUUUACUGAAGCUGCAUGUAGGUAAUGAAACUUCACUAAUUAAAUUUUGCUAGGUUAAUUUUCUCUAAA